Vicia villosa (hairy vetch) is the source of this 1409-nucleotide messenger RNA. RefSeq names its product zinc finger protein 4-like. Gene Ontology annotation, biological process: negative regulation of abscisic acid-activated signaling pathway. NCBI's taxonomy places the organism in Eukaryota, Viridiplantae, Streptophyta, Magnoliopsida, Fabales, Fabaceae. The coding region runs from base 454 to 1089 and encodes 211 amino acids. The record is from RefSeq and is a predicted model, not a curated record. The transcript has 2 exons.
GUCUUCAUUCAUAUUUCAUCUCAUUUCAAUAUGUUUUGUUGUCUUGUGUUAUGUAAUUAUGUUAUCUGACAACCCUACCAAUACCAUCCCUCUUCUCUGCUUUCCCAUAUCUCUCUUUUUUCUUCUUGUUAUCUUAUCAUCUCCUUUUUAAGUAUCACCUCACUCAUUCACUCUCUCUCUUUAUCAUACAAAAACCUUUCCACCCUUCUUCCCAAUCACACUACUACUUGCUUUCCUUUGCUUGCAUAUAUCAACUUCUUUUCUACUAUAUUGCUUAUGUAAGUAAAGUAACUACAUCUUUGUGUAUUGAAAUUUAGAUCUAAGUUGUGAGUAUCAACAUGGAGCUUAAUUUGAUGUGACGGUUUCAUCAUGAUAAGCUAGUCCAAGUGUGACAUUUGAUCUAUUCAAUUGGCUUAUGUAGAAGAACUUAUAGCUAUUUGAAGAUACAUAUAAAUGAUGACUCCAAAUUUAAACUUGGAACCUGAAAACCCUUCCGAAGCGCCUCAAGAUCUUGAUUCUAUGACGCUUGACUUGACACUCAAUAUCAGUUCGAGUGAGGGCGAGUUUAAGGGUUCAAGUGAUGCUAGCAGUGAAGUGGGAGCUGCUCAUGCGUCGCCAUCGGUAACUCCAAGGGUUUUCUCUUGUAAUUACUGCAAAAGGAAAUUCUUUAGCUCACAAGCGUUAGGAGGUCAUCAGAACGCUCACAAAAGGGAGAGGACGAUGGCUAAACGCGCGAUGAGAAUGGGAAUGUUUACCGACAGGUAUACAAGCCUAGCAUCUCUACCUCUUCAUGGUUCGCCUCUUCGGUCUCUUGGCGUUGAAGCUCAUGGUGCAAUGCAUCAAAGAAGACAUAUGCAACCGUCAUCAUCAGUGGCGGCUCCUGAUAUGGGAGCUGCUGCGAAAUUCAAUAGAAACCAUUUCGGAUCGGUAGUUUUCGUGGAAGAUGAGGAUGUAAGUUUCUUUUGGCCUGGAAGUUUUAGACAGGUGGAUCAGGGAGGUGGUGUUAAUGUUGGAAAUUCUAGUUUUGCUCCAAUGGCUCCUCCUCCACCACAAGCAUCUACAUCUCCUGAUCUCACUUUGAAGCUAUAAGAUUCAAGAGACGAUACGAACACAGGUAAACCUUUUCAUAAGGUGUUAGUUCAGAAUUAGUAAGAGUUUGACCGUAUAAUCUCAAGGAUCGAAUACAAUUCCCGGAAACAAUUGUAAAAUAGUCAUUAGAUAAACCCUUCACAAAAUAAUGAGUUAGUGAUUGUAAGAAGCUGUGGAUUCAUUGUUUAACAGUAGGCCAAAAAUUCUCAAUCACUCAUUCAUUAUUAUUGUUAGUUUUGGUGAGGGGUUUAUUAUGACUUUAUGUAGGUUCUGUCCUGUGCAUGUAACAUUUUUAUUUAAGAUUAUUUUGUCUUUGAUCU